Molecule: messenger RNA, 1878 nt
Organism: Anopheles maculipalpis
Lineage: Eukaryota; Metazoa; Arthropoda; Insecta; Diptera; Culicidae
Product: glucose dehydrogenase [FAD, quinone]-like
Exons: 1
Coding region: 1-1878 (625 amino acids)
Molecular function (GO): oxidoreductase activity, acting on CH-OH group of donors; flavin adenine dinucleotide binding
Source: RefSeq, a predicted model, not a curated record
AUGCUUCGAAGACGAGUUGCUGCUUGGUGCGUGAUAUUUGUCCUUACCAGCUGGUGGCAAACAGCAGAGCCUCAGCUAGCAGGAAUAAGAACACUACUCGGGUUUCUCCGUGACAGUGAUGAGCGUUUGCAGUACGAAAUGCCGAGCCAACCAACUUUGCUAGCGGCGUACGAUUUCAUCAUCGUUGGUGCUGGAUCGGCAGGUUGUGUUCUAGCAAACCGGCUAAGUGAGGUGCCGGAUUGGACGGUGCUCUUGAUCGAGGCGGGCUCGCACGAGAGUCUCCUCAUGGACAUUCCGAUGGCGGCACACUUUCUGCAAAACUAUGAUAUCAAUUGGGACUAUCGGACGAAACCGAGCAAUCGAUACUGUCUCGCGUUCAACAACAAUCAGUGCCGGUUUCCUCGUGGCAAAGUGAUGGGUGGUUCGAGCGUCAUAAACUACAUGAUCUACACCCGUGGUAAUCGUCGGGAUUAUGAUACGUGGGCAGCAAUGGGAAAUACUGGAUGGUCGUACCGGGAUGUUCUGCCGUAUUUUAAAAAGCUUGAGCAAAGCGUUGUACCAGAUGCAAAUCCCAAAUACGCUGGACAGAAUGGUCCGGUUACGGUAUCCUAUCCCAACUACCGGUCCAACGUGGCACGAGCUUUUGUGCGAGCGAAUAUCGAAACAGGUGUCCCGUACGUGGACUAUAAUGGUCCAAACCAACUCGGAACCUCAUUUAUACAGAGUACCACCAAAAAUGGAGAGCGCGUAAGUUCCAACAAUGCCUACCUGUAUCCGAUACGAAAUCGAACAAAUUUGCAUGUUGUUCGAAACGCACAAGUCACAAAGAUUCUACUGAAUCGCGACACGAAAAGGGCCACAGGUGUUCAAUAUUACGCCAACAAACGUUAUCAUAAAGUUCGCGCCAGACGCGAGGUGAUCCUCUCCGCCGGUACGAUCGGUUCGCCGCACCUUCUCAUGCUGUCGGGCAUCGGUCCCGCGAAGCAUCUGCGCCUGAAAGGUAUACAGCCCGUCGUUAAUCUCGCGGUCGGGUACAACCUACAGGAUCACGUGGCGGCCGGUGCUCUAACGUUUCUUAUCGAUCGCACCACAACCCUCAAAUCGGAGCGCAUCUUUACGCUGGAAAACUUUAUGGAGUACGAACAAACACACACAGGGAUGAUGGCAUCCAUCGGAGCCUGUGAGGCACUAAGUUUCCACGACUCAACGUCAUGGCAGAAUGACAGCACCCCCGGCAGCAACGAUGGGUGGCCCGAUCUGGAGCUGCUGCUAAUCGGUGGCACCCAUGCUGCCGAUCGUGCCUACGAAAACAACUUUAACUACAAACCAGCCACAUUCAACGCGCUUUUCGGCGAUAUCGAGCGUCGUGGGUUGGAGGGCUAUACGAUAUUUCCGAUGGUUUUACGACCUCGCAGCAAGGGCCGAAUACGGCUGUCCAGUGACGAUCCAUUCCAGUAUCCGAUCAUACAGCCGAACUACUUUGACGAUCCGUACGAUCUGGAAAUUUCGGUACGGGCGAUCCGAAAAGCGAUUGAGCUCACGCAUACCAACGCGCUGAGAAGAUACAAUGCUCGGCUGCUACCCAUCCCUAUACCGGGGUGUGAGCAGUUCCGGUUCGAAACGGACGACUAUUGGAAGUGUUUUACGCGGCACGUUACUUACACGAUCUAUCACCACGUGGGUACGUGCAAGAUGGGCCCGGCAGGUGAUCGGUUGGCGGUGGUUGAUCCUCGACUACGUGUGCACGGUAUAAAGGGUUUACGAGUGAUCGACGCGAGCAUUAUGCCCAAUGUGCCGACAGGCCAUACUAACGGACCAACGAUCAUGAUCGGCGAAAAGGGUGCCGACAUGAUAAAGGAGGAUUGGAAAAGGCAAUAG